This is a messenger RNA of Myotis brandtii (Brandt's bat), 896 nucleotides long. It is a transcript of the gene CENPM, whose product is annotated as centromere protein M. NCBI's taxonomy places the organism in Eukaryota, Metazoa, Chordata, Mammalia, Chiroptera, Vespertilionidae. The record is from RefSeq and is a predicted model, not a curated record. The transcript has 5 exons. Bases 235 to 690 code for a protein of 151 amino acids.
GUGCUGAGCUGGAAGGACCGGGGAGGGUGUAGACCGCAGGCGCUCAACCCGUGCCCGGUGGAGUCUUCUCUCGGUAAACGGCGCCCUGAGAGCAGGAGCCAGAAUCCUGGGGGUCGUGGCCGCCUUCGGUCGGUGCCCGGAUCCCCAUGUUCUGCAGAGGGACAGCGGCCGCCUUCUCUCUCUGGGCAGCUGGUGGGCAAGGAGGAUGCUCUUCUGCAGCCGCUGGCCGACUCGAUGCUCAAGGAGGACUGCGCCUCCACGCUGCGGGUUUUCUUGUUUUCCAGCCACUUGGCACAUUCCCUCCCUCUGCCCUCCGAUGUGAAUCGCCCCCGAAUUGACCUGAUUGUGUUCGUGGUCAACCUUCACAGCAAAUACAGCCUGCAGAACGUGGAGGAGUCCCUGCGCCACGUGGACGCCACCUUCUUCCUGGGGAAGGUGGGCUUCCUGGUCACAGGCGCCGGGCGGGACAGCCACUGCAGCGUCCACCGGAACAGCGUGCUGAAGCUGGCCCGAGCCUACCGGAGCCCCCUGCUCUUCUGUGACCUGGAGGUGGAAGGCUUUCGAGUCACCAUGGCGCAGCGCCUGGUCCGCAUGCUGCAGAUCUGUGCUGGCCACGUGCCCGGCGUCUCGGCCCUGAACCUGCUGUCCCUGAUGAGGAGCUCAGAGAACCCCUGCCUGGAGGACCUGUGAGGGCCUGGGCCAGGGGUCACUUCCCCACAGGACCCUAACUCUGUGCUUCCGCCGGAGGGCUGGGGGGAGCCCCACGGGUGGAGCAGCCCACCGCCCACGCCCUCUCCAGCGGAGCCUGUCUCUAUCCAUCGGACUCGGUCCACUUCCACUCAAGACUUCAUUUGAACAAAGAGUCUGUGACUAAAAACAGCUAGAAAUUCAUUGGU